AUGCAUCCGUGUCUUGAAAUACUUGAACUUCUGGAACAAAUCGUGUCCCAUGUUGAAGACAAAGAUUCUCUCGCUAAGUUUGCUCGGGUGUGUAGGUCGUUCCAGGAGCCGGCGCUAGAUGCGCUUUACAUCAACGUUGAAUGCUUCUUCGAGUUCUUCGUUUCUCUGUCGAGUGACGUGUGUUACUUGACGGAUUUUGUUACCCAAGAAUCCAGGCUAUCCCUUGCACACGCGGAGCUCGAGGGUUUCACUAGAAGGAGGCUGGUAGGUGCUGUGCAUAUUCUUACUUUCGCCACGUUUAUCAGCGAGCAUGUUCAGAUGUUCAAACGAGACAUUUCUCCAUCGGAAUGGAGCGCCUUGAUAACGCGCGCUGCACGGGUCAAGACUAUUCGCCAAACCAUCUACCAGAGAAGCUCGAGCAAGAUACUGUCCUCAAUAGACGUCGUUGACGCUUUGAACAAGUGUCCGGUACCCAAUCUAUUCCCGAAUCUCCGCGCAUUAUACUACAUCCUACCCUUUGGGUCUCUAAAUCCCCGUCUUUUACUUGGUCCACAGCUUCGGCAUUUGAUCAUCGCUGAAACUGCAGUCGCAUUAUGCGCUACGCUGCCGAUGCUGCCGAUGUGGUGUCCUCUCCUCGAAACACUGAACACAGCAUCCGUGUCAUCGUGGACGCCCUCUGAGCUUGUACAUGCAUCAAAUGUUGUCGUGCAAUGGAGGCAUCUCAGAUCCCUCUCGAUCGGCCCCGUAAACGAACCAAUCUUGACCCAUAUCGCAUCCCUUCAACCGUUUCAUCGGCUCGCACUUGAUGCGCUCACUGAUUCUUCUCCUUGGCUUAGGACCACUCAAACAAUCCAUAUACGGAACGUCGACCGUCUAAUCAUCUCCGGAGACACGCUGCAGACUUGCGCCGAAGCGCUGGGAAAACUCUUUUCUCCUCCUCCAGGAAUAAAUGCUGGAACAACCAGAGUUUCCGAGCUCAACCUUAGAGGAAAGUCGCCCUCUUUCUCAGCAAUCGCUGCUGCUAUCAACACAUACAUUUACCCAGAAAAUCUAACCCGACUCUCCAUUGCGAUGAUUGGCAGCGAACCCGACUCAUCUACAGGAUUUGAUAUCAGAGACUUUCCUCGCUUCUCUCAGCUGAGAAGGUUUUCAUACCUUUAUAGGCCCUCGGACCAGGGAAAUCACGUCGUAACCGCUGAACAGACACUAGCUGCCAUCUCGCAUUGGCCCCUUCUUGAAGAGCUCCACAUUUACCCCACCAUCAAACCACCUCUAUCUUUUGUAGACCUAAUGACCGUGUUUUGGCGGUGCCCUCAUCUUCGUGACUUGGGACUUACCGUCUCUGUUUGCUUAGAAGACGUCGUUACUGUCUUGGGUUCUCCAGAGCUCAAAGCGAGAAAUGACCACAUCUCAACGAUGCGCUUCGAGACUGCGCCGGGGACCACACUCGAUGUAAAGACGGUCGUCGCUCUUCUCCGAGAGACAAUACCACAGCUUUCUACUAUCAAUGCACUAGACUCGGACGCCCACUUUUGGGACGCAGUUUCCAACGGUUUGCGGAGGCAGCCACAGGAUGAUGUACUUCACUGA
This is a messenger RNA of Coniophora puteana RWD-64-598 SS2, 1590 nucleotides long. RefSeq lists its product as uncharacterized. NCBI's taxonomy places the organism in Eukaryota, Fungi, Basidiomycota, Agaricomycetes, Boletales, Coniophoraceae. The coding region runs from base 1 to 1590 and encodes 529 amino acids. The transcript has a single exon. The record is from RefSeq and is a predicted model, not a curated record.